GUUUGAGAGAGAGAAUCUCGUGGCCGGAGCGCUUGCAUUUGUCAUGCAUGAACUGCAGAGUCGUAUUGGGUUUCUGUUGUACGUUGGGGUUGGGAGUACGUUCUUAACCGCCCUUCCAUUCUCUGAUUCUCAAUCCUUCCAGGCCAUACCUAGCUUCUUCUCCCAUUGUUUUUUCUUCUUCUAGAUCAAUUUAAUUACCUCAUGAGCACAUAAAUAUACUCCGUAUAUUUUAUACAUUCUCAUUAAUGAAAUCACAACAUAUAUAACCCUUAGAUUUGUUAAACAAAAGUACGUACGUACAUAUUAGCUAGCUAGUAAUUUAAUCAGCUAGCUAGCUAGAGAGCUAAGAUCUGCAGGAAAUAUGUUGCUUGGGCUGGCGGCUUCAGAAUGCAGUAGUGGUGAUGGGAAUGGGAAGGGUUUGUUAGAAUACGUGAAGAAAUGGUCGCCGUCACCAUUCUUGUUGAAGACGUACAUGCUGGUGGAGGAUCCGGCCACCGACGACGUCAUUUCUUGGAACGCCGACGGGACGUCCUUUGUGGUGUGGCAGCCGGCGGAGUUCGCCAGGGACUUGCUCCCAACCGUCUUUAAGCACAGCAACUUUUCCAGCUUUGUCCGCCAGCUCAAUACCUAUGGUUUUCGCAAGGUGGCCUCUGCCCGGUGGGAGUUUUGCAACAGCAAGUUCCAGAAAGGAGAGAAGGAUUUAUUGUGCGACAUUCCUCGAAGAAAACCCACAUUGGCGGCGAACAAUAAGCAGCCAGCAAAUAUAAAAAGCAACAACUUCGUUGAUCAUCAGCCAAAGUACGAUGAAGAGCAAAAGUCACUGUCAUCCACCACAUCAAUGAGGGUGUCAUUUCCCUCAGAAUACGACAUCCUCAUUGAGGAGAACAAGAGGCUUCGGGGUGAAAAUGGAAUCCUAAGCUCAGAGUUGUUGACGAUGAAGAGGAAAUGUCAAGAUCUACUUGACUUGAUGUCCACGUAUGCCACCAGUGAUAUUAGGAGGAGGUGGAGGAGGCCCACCACCGCUAACUCAUAUGAGGAGGAGGAGGAGGAGCAGGAGGAAGAAGAAGAGAGAUCAUUCAUGCUAUUCGGAGUGAGAUUAAUUAAGCUAGCUGAGAAGAAGAGGAAAAGAAAGGAGUUCUCUGGAGCUGCUAAGCUCUUUCUUCCCCAAACUCCCACUUAUGCAAAUAAGAGCCCUAGGUUCGAAGGGAGAUCUCACGAUGGCAAACAAUUUGAAGACACCGGUGAUGCAGUUUGACGGAACAGAUUACGGAUUCUGGAAGUUGCAGAUCGAAGAUUACCUGUACGGUAAAGAUCCGUAUCAACCUCUGGAUGAUAAGCCGGAAGACAUGAAGGAGAGCGAUUGGAAGUUGCUGGACAGAAAAGCGAUGAGCGUGGUUCGAUUAUCGUUGUCCAGAAACAUCGCCUCCUUUCCUUGUGUAAUAUCUCUCAUAAAAUAUAUGGCAGUCAAAUUAAGAGACUCAAGAUAUUGUAAUCUCAUAUACGAAGAAUAGCACAUCAAUAGAGAAUAUCUCAUAAAUGCAACGGGUCAAAGUAGUAUGGUAAGAAAAUAAUUUAUUGUCC
Messenger RNA from Cuscuta epithymum, 1581 nucleotides. The record is from the annotation of a GenBank genome assembly. Lineage: Eukaryota; Viridiplantae; Streptophyta; Magnoliopsida; Solanales; Convolvulaceae.